Seriola dumerili (greater amberjack) is the source of this 1159-nucleotide messenger RNA. It is a transcript of the gene frzb, whose product is annotated as frizzled-related protein. The transcript has 8 exons. Gene Ontology annotation, cellular component: cytoplasm. NCBI's taxonomy places the organism in Eukaryota, Metazoa, Chordata, Actinopteri, Carangiformes, Carangidae. Gene Ontology annotation, biological process: canonical Wnt signaling pathway; non-canonical Wnt signaling pathway. The record is from RefSeq and is a predicted model, not a curated record. Gene Ontology annotation, molecular function: Wnt-protein binding. The coding region runs from base 139 to 1083 and encodes 314 amino acids.
GCUGCCUGCAGACCGGACAGCAGCGGCGGCAAUCAGCAGGAAAAUCACGUCCCUGCUCUGGAUUUAACUCAGUGUGAAUGACCGAGACUUCACCGUGACUUCAACUGCACCGAUCCGAGCCGAACCGAACCGACAGACAUGCUCUCCCCGGGACUCUCCGUGUCUCUGCUGGCCGUGUCCUGCGCGCUGUGGCCGGCUGCGGUCCGGGCGGCGUCCUGCGAGCCGGUGCGGAUCCCGCUGUGCCGGUCCAUGCCGUGGAACAUGACCAAGAUGCCGAACCACCUCCACCACAGCACGCAGGACAACGCGGUGCUGGCCAUCGAGCAGUUUGAAGGGCUGCUGGGUACUGGCUGCAGUCCGGAUUUGCUCUUCUUCCUGUGUGCCAUGUACGCCCCCAUCUGCACCAUCGACUUCCAGCACGAGCCCAUCAAACCCUGCAAGGCGGUGUGCGAGCGGGCGAAGUACGGCUGCGAGCCGGUGAUGAAGCGUUACAACCACAGCUGGCCCGACAGCCUGGCCUGCAACGAGCUGCCGCUGUACGACCGCGGCGUCUGCAUCUCGCCUGAGGCCAUCGUCAAGGCAGAGGGACCAGAUCCGUACUACCAGGACCCAGCCAGGUGUAAUCCAGAAUCCAGUCCAGACUUCCCAAUGGAUUCCAACAACUUCCACUGCAGAGGACCCAACGGAGAUCGCUGUAAAUGUAAGCCGGUCCGAAUGAUUUUGAAAACCUACGAGAGGAACAACUACAACUACGUGAUCAGGGCGAGGGUGCGGGAGGUGAGGAAUCGCGGCCUGGAGCCCACGGCGGUGGUGGACGUGAAGGAGGUGCUCAAGUCUUCCCUGGUCAACAUUCCCAAGGAGACGCAGACGCUCUACUACUCGUCCUCCUGCCUGUGUCCUCCUCUGACUCCGGGGGAUGAGUACCUCAUCAUGGGCUACGAGAACGAGGAGACGUCCCGGUUGCUUCUGAUUGACGGCUCCAUUGCUCAGAGGUGGAAGGACAAAAUGGGCAGGAAGGUCAAGAGAUGGGAUCAGAUCCUGCAGGGGAAAGGCCAAGGGAAUCAGCGCCGGAAUCGCCACUGAGAUCUGACUGUGUGUGUGUGUGUGUGUGUGUGUGUGUGUGUGUGUGUGUGUGUGUGUGUGCACGUGUGUGUGUGUG